Messenger RNA from Lates calcarifer (barramundi perch), 970 nucleotides. RefSeq names its product glutathione peroxidase 1. Gene Ontology annotation, molecular function: glutathione peroxidase activity. The transcript has 2 exons. Gene Ontology annotation, cellular component: mitochondrion; cytosol. The record is from RefSeq and is a predicted model, not a curated record. Gene Ontology annotation, biological process: glutathione metabolic process; hydrogen peroxide catabolic process; response to selenium ion. The coding region runs from base 217 to 645 and encodes 142 amino acids. Lineage: Eukaryota; Metazoa; Chordata; Actinopteri; Centropomidae.
GCCUGAAGAGAGAUAGCUUACUUCCUGAAGUUUAACUUCUUCGUCCCGUUAGUACGGAGUUCAGGAGCAUGGCUGGGAGUGUUGAAGAGGUUCUAUGACCUGACAGCUAAGCUGCUGUCUGGAGAAACCUUCAGUUUCGCUGCACUGAAGGGGAAAGUUGUUCUCAUUGAGAAUGUGGCGUCUCUCUGAGGAACAACAACCAGGGACUACACUCAGAUGAACGAGCUUCACUCUCGUUACUCCAGCAAGGGGCUCGUUAUCCUGGGUGUUCCCUGCAAUCAGUUUGGACAUCAGGAGAACUGCAAGAAUGAUGAAAUCCUAAGAUCUCUGAAGUAUGUCCGUCCAGGGAAUGGCUUUGAACCAAAGUUCCAGCUCCUUGAGAAGGUGAACGUGAAUGGAAACGAUGCACAUCCCUUGUUUGUUUAUCUGAAGGAAAAGCUGCCAUUUCCCAGUGAUGAUGCCAUGGCUCUCAUGACUGAUCCCAAGUUCAUCAUUUGGAGCCCAGUGUGUAGAAGUGACGUCUCCUGGAACUUUGAGAAGUUCCUGGUCAGUCCUGACGGAGAGCCCUACAAGCGCUACAGCAGAAAUUUCCUCACCAUUGAUAUUGAGGCAGAUAUUCAAGAUUUACUCAAGAGCGUCAAGUAAAGUGUGCUGCGACACACUGGGUGGCUGCAAAGAAUAUCAGUUAUGUCCAGCCUAGCCACAAGAUUAAUCAGUAGUCACACAUCUGUUUUGGGCAUUUUAUCAUGUUUUCCACUUUCAUAGUUGCAGCGCUACAAAGUAUGUGAUAUUUCCAGUGCAGUACACUGUGGUUGUUCAGACUGUUUACCCAAUGAAGACACUCCCUGAAACCUUUUAGUGAGGGGAGUUUCUGAUGAAGAUGUAAAAGACUGAUUCAGCCAUUGUGUAUGACUCAAAUAUCAUAUUUUUACUGAGAGGACAAGAGGAGAAAUAAACAUUUCAUAUCACA